Thrips palmi is the source of this 1665-nucleotide messenger RNA. RefSeq names its product cytoplasmic tRNA 2-thiolation protein 2 (gene Ctu2). The record is from RefSeq and is a predicted model, not a curated record. Gene Ontology annotation, molecular function: sulfurtransferase activity; tRNA binding. The coding region runs from base 174 to 1559 and encodes 461 amino acids. The transcript is spliced from 10 exons. Lineage: Eukaryota; Metazoa; Arthropoda; Insecta; Thysanoptera; Thripidae. Gene Ontology annotation, cellular component: cytosol. Gene Ontology annotation, biological process: tRNA wobble position uridine thiolation.
GUUGACUCAAACACGGCGAAGCCUUGGGACCACGGUGUUGGAUAGGUUAGGAUCUGCAAGAGCAAGGCUAUCAAAAGGAAGUUACUCAAUGGAACUAGUCCUCUGCAUGAUUUGAUUAUUUGUAUUCAACAUUACAGUUGCAGUGAACAUUGUCGCACAGGGUGUCAACCACGAUGUGUAGCCGCAAUGACAAUGAGGACGGCUCUGAGAGUUACAUGGAAGCCAAGAGCAAACCCUUGUGGUCCUCUACUUGUCAGAAGUGCUCAGGUCAUAAUCCAGUCAUACAAAUUCUGCAGAUAAAACAUGCUUAUUGCAAAAACUGUUUUGUCACACACGUCAACCACAAAUUCCGCUCCACAUUGGGCAAAUCGAAAAUGAUGAGACCGAGUGAUGUCGUGUUAGCUGCGUUUUCUGGGAGUUUGAAAUCUCAUGCCAUGCUUCAUUUACUUCAUGCUGGUCUCUCUGAAAAGAGUCAUAAGAGAUUUCUUUUUAAGGUUCAAUUUAUAUAUGUAGAUGAAGGGGCGGUAUUGGGACUCUCUUUGGCUGAAAGGAUAGCCAAUCUGAGGGCAAUCGCAACAUUAGCUGAGCAGUACGGCUUUAGUGGUCACUUCACUUCUCUGGCGUGCCUCUUUGAUUCCAGUGGUCCUCGAUGCUUCCCUCUUAACAAAAAUAGUUCUUUAACAGCAGAAAAUAGUCUAGAGAACGAAUUACAACUCCUUUUUCAAAACAUCGUUAGUCUUACAGCUAAAGAAGACAUGUUAAAACAACUGAGAAAACAGCUCCUCCUGCUUGCUGCAAAAGAGCUUUGCUGUGGGAAAGUUUUCAUGGCUCACACUUCAACAGACUUGGCUAUUCAAAUACUUACUGACGUUUCUCUUGGAAGGGGAUCUCUCAUGCACCAUGAUGUGACAUUUUGUGAUUUCCGUGAUAAAGACAUAAAGAUACUGAGACCUCUAUUAGAACUUUCUAGCAAGGAGGUUGCCUUUUAUUCUGUAUACCACAAACUUGAUAAUGUGUUCAUCCCCUCUCUUUGCACCAAGAUGGCAUCUGACAGCAGCAUACACAAUUUAUCCAAGCAAUUUGUUAUGGACCUUAUGGAAAACUUCCCAUCUACAGUGUCAACAGUUUUCCGCACUGGAGAAAAAUUAGGAUCUACAUCCUCUCCAGACAAUUCAGAGGAAGAUGAUAAUUCUUGCAUUAUUUGUCAAGCUCGUCUUGAAGUAAAUUUGUCACCUUGCACGUCUGCUCAAGCCACAGAAUUUUCAAGGCUAAUAUCUUCUCUUGGACCUCUUGGGUUUGAUAGCAAGACAUUGUCUUCUAUAUCAGGUAGCAAUGGUGCAGAGUCUUGUUGCUCAGGGUCUGCUAGCAAUUGUUGCUGCAACAGUAAUCAAGAUUCGCCAUCUCUCUCUGAUAUUAUGGAAUGUUGCUGCUAUGGGUGUCGUUUGAUUUUGCACGAUUUGAAAUCUGUGUCAAGCCUUUCUGAAAGGAUUCUUGAGCAAGUGCGUCGGAGGAAAAGCUUAAAUAGCAUGAGAGAUAGCAUCAAGGACUUCCUUUUGUAGGUAGCCUACAAAUAUCAUGAAUUUUAAUCAUCAAAUUCCACACAACACUUUAUGGUAUUGGGAUUGCAAAGCACAACUUAUAUCAAUAAAAGAAUAGUACCCAGGA